Helianthus annuus (common sunflower) is the source of this 435-nucleotide messenger RNA. RefSeq lists its product as uncharacterized. Lineage: Eukaryota; Viridiplantae; Streptophyta; Magnoliopsida; Asterales; Asteraceae. The transcript has a single exon. Bases 1 to 435 code for a protein of 144 amino acids. The record is from RefSeq and is a predicted model, not a curated record.
AUGCCCCCGAAGCUCAAGCUACCCCUGAAUUUCGACAGAUAUGAUGGAACAAGGGACCCAGAGGAUCACCUACAUGCCUUCAAAGGUGCAGGACAACUGGGACGAUGGCCCAUGCCUGUUUGGUGCCAUAUGUUCGUGCAAACCCUAACAGAAGGAGCCAGGCUUUGGUUUGAUAGCCUUCCUCCUGGGGGAAUAGACAGUUACGAGGAGCUGAGCGAGAAGUUCCUGAGAAACUUCAGUCAGCAAAGGAAGGUGAUAAAAAACCUUAACGAGAUCAUGCACAUAAGGCAACGGGACAACGAGCGCGUAGACCAAUACAUGGAGAGAUUUGUUAAAGAAAGCAUGAACAUCAAGGAUGUCCCAGAAGUCAUGAAGAUCAGCAGCUUCAUCAACGGGCUGAAGCAUGCACAACUGUGUGAAAAACUGGGUGAGUAA